AUGCCUGAACCAUUUAUAUAUAUCAACGGAUGGCCUGGUUCAGGGAAGCAUACGACAGCGAAAGCAUUAGAGCGGCAUCUCGGGGAAAAAGCUCGUGUGGUUCACAAUCACCUACACAUAGAUCUUGCCGGUGCUAUUCUUCCGCGAACUAGCCCUGAAUACUAUCCUCUCCGUCAGCAGCUUCGCGAGGUAUUUUUCCAGACACUUGCGGCGGCUUCCGAAACAUUUGAUUAUAUAUACAUUUUCACUGAUUCCCAGACUGAUGAUCCAGUGGGGCGCAGUGUCACUUCGCACUACGCGCAGGCUGCUUCGGAUCGUGGAUGCGCAUUUAUCCCUGUUGUCCUCAUUUGCGACGAAGAAGAGAACUUGAGGAGAUUACGGUCUCAAGAGAGGCUGAACUUGGCUAAGGGUGGGAAGGGUUUGCUGCUCGAUACAGAUUUACUGAAGGGCUUUAGGGGGCAGGGAAAGAUAUUGAAGUGGCCAUGUAAAGAAUCGUUGGUGAUUGAUGUUACGCAUAUCGGAGUGGAAGAGGUAGUUCACAAGAUACUCGACCACUUACAGCUGAUCAGACAACAGCGAGAGUAA
This is a messenger RNA of Blumeria graminis f. sp. triticale, 585 nucleotides long. The record is from the annotation of a GenBank genome assembly. NCBI's taxonomy places the organism in Eukaryota, Fungi, Ascomycota, Leotiomycetes, Helotiales, Erysiphaceae.